Molecule: messenger RNA, 981 nt
Organism: Heterotrigona itama
Lineage: Eukaryota; Metazoa; Arthropoda; Insecta; Hymenoptera; Apidae
Source: the annotation of a GenBank genome assembly
UGGACCUCCACGAUUAAUCCUACCAGUGUUCUAGAGGCUGGACUUAUGUAUAUAAGCAUCAGCCCAGAUCUCUACCCAGUCGUAGUCACGAAUCGCAGCUAACACGUUUAGGUGUGUCUUUCGCAUUUAUACAGAGUGACUGGCCACGUAAGGUGUUGGACCAUGAAAGCUAUACUUCGAAUAUUCAUCUGUAUUCUCCUCGUGGUGUCGAUCGUCCAUGUGAUCGCUCGACCCGAUGAAGGAGCAAAAUAUACAAAUAAAUACGACAAUAUCAAUGUAGACGAAAUCUUGCAAAGCGAUCGUUUGUUGAAUAAUUAUUUCAAGUGUUUGAUGGACCAAGGAAGAUGCACUCCUGAAGGAGCUGAACUGAAAAGAAUCUUGCCCGAUGCUCUGGCCACCGAGUGUCAAAAAUGUUCGGAGAAGCAGGCUGAAGUAAUCAAAAAGGUGAUCAAAUACAUGGUUAACAACAAGCCGCAACUGUGGGAAGAGCUCGCGAACAAAUACGAUCCGGACAAGAAGUACCGAAUGAAAUACGAGAAGGAAGCGAAAGAGCUCGGCGUAAAUGUUAAUUAAAUGCAAUUGAUCGAUCGCGCGACAGGAAUGCAUAAGAUUCCAAAUUGUCACGAGCGAUUAAUACGUUCUUUCUGGAAAUUAUUUACGCCUGAUGUAAUGAUCGAAUGACGAAUCGACGUUGCGAUAUUUGCGCCUGCGAAAUAAGCGAGAGACCGCUAAUUACCUCGACACGGCUAAUAAUUAAAAUAGUUUUAUAAUUCAAUUGAAAUAAAAAUUGAUUUGAACAAACGUGCUCCAGUCGACAUUUAUUUUUUAAGAAAAUACGAAUUCUCGACCAAAGGGUUAAAAAAACUGCGGGUGACGUUAGUCGUUUCGUGCUCUCCUGUUUUGGCGGAGUCAAAAUUCACUUCAAUGAACGAGUUCCAGUUGGUUUUUAUUUCUCGAUUAAAAACAAAAAAAAAAAAAAAA